GCUGUGGAGUUCUUUAAUCAUCUCUAUGUGGAGAAGCCUCUUUUACCCUUUUUGAUUCCUCUGGUUUUGGUUUUAUGGGGCAUUGAGAGAUGGGUUUUCUCUGUCUCCUAUUUGGUCCCUCUUGUUGUUGCUGUUUGGGCAACUAUUCAGGCAAGUCCUUCUCCUUUCCUCCUUAAGUUUUUCCUCUUUCUUGUUUGUUUAUUGUUGUUAUCUGUUUUCCAAGUUCCAACUAGUCUUACAUGUUGACACUGUUAUUUUUUAAUUUUCAUUUUCAAAAAUUGGGAUUUUGUGGUUAUUUUUAUAGAAUUGCUGGACAUGAACGGUUUGUAUAAAAUGAGAGGCUUUAACGUAAAAGCAAAAUAUUGUGUUAUUGAAAGCUGAUAUUUUUCUCCUCUUUUUCCUUCGGCUCAGAAUUAGUACUAAUAGAUUGGUCCAAUAUGAAUUUAUAGAUUUUUUCCAUUCAAUUUUUUUUCCUUCAUUUACAUUAUGUAUUCUUAAUAUUUAUAAAUUUUCUUUUCUCUUUUUAAUUUUUUUAAUGCUUAGUUCAGUUCUUUUUCAUUCAGUUGUAAGAUUCUGUUUUUAACUAAUCGUAAUGCUAAGUAUCAUUUUUUUUUCUUUCCUUUGGUGAAAUUUGUUCAAUUCAUAGGCAUAUCAUUUCUUCUUAGCUGGUUUAUUAUUUUCAGUUACUUUGCUUAUAAUUGGUGGUGAAUUAUAUGAAUUUUAUAAUUCUCCAAAAUGCAUUUAGUUGUUUGUCACACAUAAAUAUCUGUGGCUUCUAGGGAAACCUUCCAGAAGAUGAAUACUAAGUUGCAUUAUCCUCUUGAUUACUCUUCUAAAUGUUUAAGUAUUAGAUUGUGUGAUAUUCUCGUAGUGCUGAAUGUAAUCAUAUAUUUUAAAGGUUUGACAUUAUCCAUUUCUUGAAAAAUUUUUUCUGUUUCAAGGUGCAAGAUGUUUUGCUGGAGAUUUAAGAGGAGUAUCUAAUUCACUUUCCAUGAUAAGCUGUUAGGUUUAUUUAUUUAUUUAUAUAUGUGGGCCUUAAGUUAUCAAAUUUAAAAGUGGGUUUCCACAUAACAGAGCUGUAUAAAAUUUUAGAAAAAUUAUAGGUUGACAUCCACUGGUUUGUUGCUGAUCAGAUGAAACAGAAUUACUGUCAUUAUUUUUACUUUACAGUAUUGCAGUUAUCAACGUCAAAUACUUGUCGAAGACUUGAACAGAAAGUGGAAGCGAGUUGUGUUGAACACUUCGCCAAUAACACCUUUGGAACACUGUGAGUGGCUGAACAAGCUGUUCAUGGAAGUUUGGCUCAACUACAUAAACCCAAAACUAUCAAUAAGGUUUUCAUCCAUGGUUGAGAAACGUCUAAAGAAGCGUAAGUCAAAGCUCAUAGAAAGAAUUGAAUUACAGGAGUUUUCACUAGGUUCAUACCCACCUUACUUGGGUCUCCAUGGCAUUCGCUGGUCAACUUCAGCGAUUUAUGCAUGUUGGUUUUGAUUGGGACACCAAUGACAUAAGCAUUAUGCUGAUGGCUAAGCUGGCCAGGCCAAUGGGAACUGCUCGUAUUGUUGUUAACAGCCUCCACAUUAAGGGUGAUCUUCUCAUACUGCCUGUUUUAGAUGGAAAAGCAAUUUUGUAUUCAUUUGUUUCAACACCAGAAGUAAGAAUAGGAGUUGCCUUUGGAAGUGGUGGAAGCCAGUCGCUACCUGCAACAGAACUGCCUGGUGUUUCUUCUUGGCUGGUCAAAAUUCUUACUGAAACCUUAGUUAAGACAAUGGUUGAACCUCGUCGCCGUUGUUACUCUUUACCAGCAGUAGAUUUAAGGAAAAAGGCUGUUGGUGGAGUUAUUCAUGUGACAGUCUGUUCCGCUAGCAAAAUUUCUAGUAGUAACUUUAGAGGAAGCCCUUCAAGAAGGCAACAAAAUUAUUCUGCAAAUGGUAGUUUAGAAGAGCAUUUCGAUGAUAAAGAUUUGCAAACUUUUGUGGAGGUUGAACUUGAACAGUUAACAAGGAGAACAGAUGUAAGAGCAGGCACAAGUCCAAGAUGGGAUUCAACAUUUAAUAUGGUUUUGCAUGAAGAAACUGGAAUUCUUCGAUUUCAUCUUUACAAUAGUAACCCCAGCAGUGUGAAGUUUGACUAUUUAGCAAGUUGCGAGAUAAAGAUGAAGUAUGUUGCUGAUGAUUCAACAAUGUUUUGGGCAGUAGGACCCAACACAGGGGUAAUUGCUGAGCAUGUUGAGUUUUGUGGAAAAGAAAUAGAGAUGAGUGUUCCAUUUGAGGGGGUUAAUUCAGGAGAGUUGACAGUCAAGCUUGUGUUGAAAGAAUGGCAAUUCUCUGAUGGUUCACAUAGCUUCAACAAAUUCCGUGUUAGCUCUCAGCAGUCAACAGAUGGAUUAUCAAAUAUUCUUUCAAGAACAGGAAGAAAGAUAAAUGUAAUUGUUGUGGAGGGAAAGGAUCUUACCAUAAAAGAAAGAUCUGGAAAGUGUGACCCAUAUGUUAAACUGCAGUACGGAAAGGUUUUCCAGAGAACAAGGACUGCACAUGCUCCUAAUCCUUUUUGGAAUCAGAAGUUUGAAUUUGAUGAGAUUGGAGAUGGUGAAUGCCUUAAGAUUAAAUGCUAUAAUGAAGAAAUGUUUGGAGAUGAUAACAUUGGUAGUGCACAAGUGAAUAUGGAAGGACUGGCUGAGGGUUCACUCAGGGAUGUGUGGGUUCCCCUUGAAAAAGUGAAUUCAGGAGAAUUGAGGCUUCAAAUAGAAGCAGUGAGAGCUGAUGAAUGUACUGGCUCAAAGGGUUCCACUGCAGGCUCGGGCAAUGGCUGGAUUGAACUUGUUCUUAUUGAAGCUAGGGACCUUAUAGCUGCUGAUCUCAGAGGGACGAGCGAUCCAUAUGUGAGGGUGCAAUAUGGGAACUUGAAGAGAAGAACAAAGGUUAUGUACAGAACAUUGAAUCCUCAGUGGAAUCAGACCUUAGAGUUCCCUGACGAUGGCAGUCCCUUAGAGUUACAUGUGAAAGACCACAAUGCUUUGCUGCCCACAUUAAGUAUAGGCGACUGUGUAGUAGAAUAUCAGAGAUUACCACCAAAUCAGAUGUCUGACAAGUGGAUACCACUCCAAGGAGUGAAAAGGGGAGAGAUUCAUAUUCAAAUUACGAGGAAAGUUCCAGAAGUACAGAAGAGACCUAGUCUGGAUUCUGAUUUAUCUGAAAUAAAAUCACAUGAAUUUUCUAGCCAGAUGAGAGAGAUGAUGAACAAAAUUCAAUCUUUAAUUGAGGUUUGCGAUCUUGAAGGACUCUCAACAGCUUUAAGCGAGAUGGAAGUCCUAGAGGACAUGCAAAAGGACUACAUGAUGCAGCUCGAGACCGAGCAAAAGCUUCUACUUAACAAAAUAAAGGAGCUUGGUCAGGAAAUUUUUAGCUCAUCAACUUCCAUUAUCAGAAGAUCUUCUAUGAGUUGAAAUAUUUAGCCAUUUUAAUCUUCUUUGUUAUUAUUAUCCUCAUCAGAAAUUCGCUUGUACAAAGACCUCACAGUUCAAAUAGGUACACGAAUCUCCGACACCGUUGCCUAUACUUUCAAAUAACCUUUAUGCUGUGAAAAUUGUAAAUGGCCUGUAACUCUUUCAGCAGCAGAAGAAGAAAUUGGCCUUCAGAUCUCAAUAUAAUCAGCCUGUUGCACA
Hevea brasiliensis (rubber tree) is the source of this 3664-nucleotide messenger RNA. Its product is annotated as synaptotagmin-4. Gene Ontology annotation, molecular function: lipid binding. The record is from RefSeq and is a predicted model, not a curated record. NCBI's taxonomy places the organism in Eukaryota, Viridiplantae, Streptophyta, Magnoliopsida, Malpighiales, Euphorbiaceae. Bases 1445 to 3445 code for a protein of 666 amino acids. The transcript is spliced from 13 exons.